AUUGUUUAAUCGUAUUUGAAAAAGCUUUUCCUUAAUUAAGUAAAAUAGAAUGGAUUCAGUGGCCGGUGCACUUUUGUCUCAGGAGGAAGAACAUGCUGCAGUCAACUGUUGCAUUAAUAUACAAAGGAGAUUGCUACGAGACAGUUCUGAUCCAUUUAGCUUAAAUGAUAAAAUAUUUGUAAAAAAUUUCCGCCUCAACAAAGACGCAUUUAAAAGCGUUUUAACAAUUAUCGAGGAAGAGCUUGGGCGAAGUGUAAAAUCAUCAUCGGUGACUCCUAUAAGUAGAUUGAUGGCAGUUUUGAGCUACCAACACGGUUUUGGGAAAGAUUUUGAUGUGGGGUUGGCGCAAUCCACGUUCUCAAAAACAUUGACAAAAACUUUAAACAUCUUGGAGCGCCGACUGUGCCCAGUAUGGAUUAAAUUGUCAAUGACGGAGGAGGAGAAUAAACGAGCCAAAAUGUGGUUUUACAGGAGAACGCAAUUGCCUGGCGUUAUUAUGUGUGUGGACGGCACGCACAUUAAAAUACUUCCUCCUGCAGACGAACCGUAUUUGUACUACAAUCGUAAGGGAUACUACAGCCUAAAUGCAAUGGUGAUUUGCGAUAACAAGAUGCAAAUAAGGUGUGUUGAUGCUCGGUUUCCAGGCAGUAGCCACGACUCACAUGUGUGGAAUGUAAGCGCUGCAAAAACCUAUUUUGAAGAGAGAUAUCGGCGAGGAGACAAAACAACUUGGAUAUUAGGUGAUGCUGGAUAUCCAUUACAGCCGUGGUUAAUUACACCAUUUCGUUCUCGCCUUCAACAAAACGCACAGUAA
Rhagoletis zephyria (snowberry fruit fly) is the source of this 814-nucleotide messenger RNA. RefSeq names its product putative nuclease HARBI1. The record is from RefSeq and is a predicted model, not a curated record. Lineage: Eukaryota; Metazoa; Arthropoda; Insecta; Diptera; Tephritidae.